CUUAGCAACAAAGGGAACACAGAGCAUUAAGUACCAAAGGUUUUGAGCUAGAGGCUGUUUUCAGAGGAACUUUGGCUUUGGAGCGUUUUUUAUCCCACCAUAUUUGGACACACCCUGCUGCAUUCACUCGGUAUGUCAACAGCACACAGCCCGGACCCCCAGCAGAUAACAGGAGAGACGAGCCAUAGUCAAACUAAUCGGCAGCCGUUUAACACCGAAUUUGCCAAGAUGCUGACGAAAAGCAGUCCACGCUUUGGUACUUUGAGUCAUCACUCAUUCUUCUCGCGGCACAACCCUCAUCCACACAGGGUGAGGCACAUUCAAGGACUCAAUGGUAGACCCGUUUGCAUGGUAAGAGACGAUUGGUUUGUCACCUCAUCAUUAUUUCCUCACCCGCUUCUCAAUAGCCACACCCACAGGAGAGCAGCUGACCCGCAUUUCAAUUUUCCACUUACUCAGAAUCUUUUUGGCAUGAGCAGUAACAAAAACAAAUCAGCACUACUUUCAAAAGCAUGGAGAGAUGAACUUAAAGAACUUGCUGCCAAAGUCAAUUUGUCUUCUGAAACACAAAAGGACAAAAAAGAGGAUCAACCUGAGGAGGAAUUUGUCCGCCGAAAGACACAGUAUUCAGCUGUAACGGGUAGAAUCAUCCCCCCAUCCACCAAGUCUUACCAGUGCAGAUCCCACUCCCAGCGCCUGGCUUAUCCUCACCCCUUCCAUGAUCAAGAACUCAUGGUAUUGGAGCUACUUUGUCAGAUUCUGCAGACAGACUCCCUUUCCACAGUCCAGCAGUGGCUUCUGCUUGCAGGCCAAAGAGAGAAGGACUUGGUGAUGGGGAUGAUCAAACAAGCUCUGGACGGUGUCGACCUCUCACGACAUAAUCAGCAGAACUUCCAGCAGCUCCAGGCUUUUCAUCCUGGAGGGUCUCCGCUGGCGUACGGGCCAUCAUUCGAUCAGUCAUGGAGAAAACCAAGAAGAACAAGCUCAUACCAAGAGAACCAAGCUUUCAGCAACGACAAACCAGAGAGGAUUGGAGAUGCAGAGGUCCUUGAAGUCCACACAGGAGCUCAGAAUGAUUAUUCACUUCAGAAUGCAGAAAGUUUAUAGAGUUCCCCGACUUUCAUCAUGGUCAUAACUGUAUUAUGGUCUCUUUAUUAUGAAAAUGACUUCGUUCACUUGUUUAUUGCCCCCAUUAUACAUGAUAUUAAGCAUUUUCUUCAGCAUAUAUAGCCUACUUUGUUAUGUUUCUUAGAAACUCAAGCCAAUUUAAUGAGGAGGUGGCCAUAUUAGUUUUUAUCUUCAAUUCAUUAAUACAAAAUCGUGUAGGUGUACUAGUUACAUGAUGCUACAUAAAUGUAUAUCCGCUGUCUGAAGGAGCUCAUUGUAAAAUUGAACGAAAUGGCAUGACCACUUGUGGGCCUGUUGUAUGCAGAGAAGUGAUACUUAAAAAGACCCUGAAAACUCCCCCCCCCUUCAAUCAAUGUCUUACUACAAAUAGUCACAUCCAACAUCAACAGUGUUUUCUGCCAGUGUUGGGAUAGUUCUUGUUAUAUCACACUAGCAAUACCUGUAUUCCCCCUUUCCUUUUUCUUUUUCCAGCUUUGACUGUUUACUUAAUCACAAAUAUUAAAUGUUAAAGCUUAA
This is a messenger RNA of Monopterus albus (swamp eel), 1644 nucleotides long. It is a transcript of the gene tbata, whose product is annotated as thymus, brain and testes associated. The transcript has 9 exons. The record is from RefSeq and is a predicted model, not a curated record. The coding region runs from base 133 to 1107 and encodes 324 amino acids. Lineage: Eukaryota; Metazoa; Chordata; Actinopteri; Synbranchiformes; Synbranchidae.